UCAAGGCCCGGCGUCCGAGUCAGGCGGAACUCUUUUUCAGGCCCCCGGACGAGGCUGGCGGACAGAGUACUCGGGAGCCGCGCCGAGUCUAGCAUGGCUGCGAUCCCUGGCUUCGGUCAGUGAGGAGUCCUGGGGACCCGGCCGCGCUCGGCCUGAUGCUCCCAUCGUCAUCCCCGUCACCCCGCGGGAAACGACACCAAAUUAGGUUCCUGCCCGUAUUUUGGGGAUGUACCGGGCAGGUUUUCUAUCAGAUGAUCCAUCGUAAUAAUGCUGGGUAACCCAAAUCUGUUUCUGGAACCAUGAAAAUUUUGUUGGUUUUUGACUUUGACAAUACAAUCAUAGAUGAUAAUAGUGACACCUGGAUUGUACAAUGUGCUCCAGAGAAAAAGCUUCCUAUUGAACUGCAAGAUUCUUACAAAAAGGGAUUUUGGACAGAAUUUAUGGGCAGAGUCUUUAAGUAUUUGGGAGAUGAAGGUGUAAGAGAAGAUGAAAUGAAGAGAGCAAUGAUAUCAAUGCCUUUCACUCCAGGGAUGGUGGAACUUUUAAACUUUAUAAGAAAGAACAAGAAUAAAUUUGACUGCAUCAUUAUUUCAGAUUCAAAUUCAGUCUUCAUAGAUUGGGUUUUAGAAGCUGCCAAUUUUCAUGAUGUGUUUGAUAAAGUGUUUACAAAUCCAGCAGCAUUUGAUAGCAGUGGUCAUCUCACUGUGGAAAAACAUCACACUCAUUCUUGCACUCGGUGCCCCCAAAAUCUUUGCAAAAAUGUAGUUUUAGUAGAAUUUGUAGGUGAGCAGUUACAACAAGGAGUGAAUUAUACACGAAUUGUUUAUAUAGGUGAUGGAGGAAAUGAUGUCUGUCCAGUAACUUUUUUAAAGAAGAACGAUGUUGCUAUGCCACGGAAGGGAUAUGCGUUACAGAAAACUCUUUAUAGGAUGUGUCAAAAUCUUGAGCCUAUGGAAUCUUCUGUUGUAUCUUGGUCUUCAGGUGUUGAAAUAAUUUCUUAUUUACAAUUUCUAAUAAAGGAAUAAUAUGCCAACAA
This is a messenger RNA of Cervus elaphus (red deer), 1036 nucleotides long. RefSeq names its product phosphatase, orphan 2 (gene PHOSPHO2). Lineage: Eukaryota; Metazoa; Chordata; Mammalia; Artiodactyla; Cervidae. The record is from RefSeq and is a predicted model, not a curated record. Gene Ontology annotation, molecular function: phosphatase activity. The coding region runs from base 300 to 1025 and encodes 241 amino acids. The transcript is spliced from 3 exons.